Messenger RNA from Cicer arietinum (chickpea), 1283 nucleotides. The record is from RefSeq and is a predicted model, not a curated record. NCBI's taxonomy places the organism in Eukaryota, Viridiplantae, Streptophyta, Magnoliopsida, Fabales, Fabaceae.
GUGAGAAAUGCGUUAUCCUUUGUAGCGGGAAGGAAAAACCAACGGUUGGAGGAAGCAAUGGUGUUGCUUUGUGCUCCCAAACUUUCUUCCACAAUUUCACUCCAAAAGUUCGUUCCUUUCACUUCUCAUCACAUUUCAACAACACCAUUUACUCCCUCUUUCCUACUCUAUAGACACAGAGUUUCUCUUCUUCCACUUCUCGUGUGUCAUGCUAAGAAGAAAAUCGGUUUUUUUGAUCAAAUUCUUGAUUACAUUGAAGGUGGUCCAAAAUUAAGGAAAUGGUAUGGUGCACCUGAACUCCUUUCAAAAGAUGGUACUUCCACAGAAGAUGAUGAUGUUGAUGAUGAUUAUAAAGAUGAUGAAGUUAGGGAUGCUGUCUUGGUAACAGAUGGAGAUAGUGAGAUGGGUCAGAUGGUGAUAUUGUCAUUGAUUGUGAACAAAUCUCGAGUGAAGGCAUUGGUAAAGGAUAAAAGAGUUGCACUUGAAGCCUUUGGAAGUUAUGUUGAGUCAUUGGCAGGAGAUACAAGCGACAAUCGAUUCCUCAAGAAAGCUCUUAGAGGAGUUCGCACAAUUAUAUGCCCAAACGAGGGUUUUAUUUCAAGUGUUGGGAGCCUUCAAGGUGUAAAGCAUGUGAUCCUAUUAUCACAGUUGUCAGUUUAUAGUGGUAAAAUUGGCAUUCAAUCUAUGAUGAAAAACAAUGCAAAGAAAUUGGCUGAGCAAGAUGAAUCUGUAUUGAAGACCUCAGGAAUUCCUUACACUAUAAUCAGGACAGGUGAAUUACAAGAUACACCUGGUGGGAAUCAAGGCUUUACCUUUGGCAAGUUAUGAACGAAUCGAUUAGUAGGACUAGAAUUCGAACUCAAGCUAGAACAAUCAUUAGCCAGACUUUAUUUAUCAGCUGACCGAACUCAAGAUUAUCAGAGCUUCUUUUCUUUGGAGACCAGUAACACAAAAAACAAAAAGAGAUGUUUCAAAGGACGCCCUCAAUGGUCAACCCUCUUAUUUGUUAACAAGUGCACAGAUGCUAACUGAAGUUUUAGAAGCAUUACCUUAUAUAUGCUGCUUGGGAUCAUCAUGUCAACUUGGAAAUCUCCUAGUCACAACCAACCUAAUAAUUACGCAUUAUUCAUUCGUCUAAUCAUAUUUCAUCAUUUAAAACAUGUUUAUUUGGAAUAUGAUUAGAUGUCGGUGUAAAAUCUGUCUGUUUAUAUUACCAUUAUAAUAAACUCAACAAGAGAAUGCGCUAGUUGUUUAUAAUAAGAUGUUAACGCCUGGUACAAAUA